Messenger RNA from Mytilus californianus (California mussel), 4299 nucleotides. RefSeq names its product G patch domain and ankyrin repeat-containing protein 1-like. Lineage: Eukaryota; Metazoa; Mollusca; Bivalvia; Mytilida; Mytilidae. Gene Ontology annotation, molecular function: protein binding; nucleic acid binding. The transcript has 3 exons. The record is from RefSeq and is a predicted model, not a curated record. Bases 226 to 1263 code for a protein of 345 amino acids.
GUGUAAACAAGAGACGUUUGGCAAACCAAUCUAAAAAUUAACAGCAUACAUUAUAAAUAUAUAGGCCAUGCAGCACAGAACAGUAAAUAAUCAUCAGAUCAUUGAAGGACUGAAAACCUACAUUUAGAGAAGAAGGAGAAGUAACUAAGAAAUAAAUUAUGUUGUAUAACUGAAACUACUAUAGUCCAUGUAGUUAGUCAGGGUUGAGAUGUUUAAUACUUAAAAAUGGAAUGGAUGAAAGGGGAGUAUUCCAAGUUAAUAAGUUUUGUCUCGGCAUCAGGUGAUGAUAAAAGUAGGAAGAGGAAAACUGAAAGCAGGAAAGUAAAUGGAAAUUUAGAGGGAACAGAAGUGAGGAAUUUUUACGAAGAUAUUAUUAAUGAAGAAAGUUCAUCUUCUGUAAAGAUUGAUGGAAUACAGACAUGUAGAGAAAAAAUAUGUCCUGAAAAUAGAAGGAAAGAUAAUAGUUGUUCUAAAACACAAGCAAAUAGAUCAGACAUUACCCAAAUAGAUAUUAACAGGUAUUUAAGAUAUGCCCAGGAAGGAAAUUUAAGACAGUUAAAGGUACUGAUUUCAAAAGGUGUACCUGUUGAUAGUCAUGAUCAGUACGGCUGGUCUGCUUUAAUGUGUGCAGCACACUCUGGUCAGUUAAAUAUUGUGAAAUAUUUAUUAUCAGCAGGUCUCAAAACAGAUAUUGUUGAUAGACAUAAUAAAAGUGCUUCUGACAUUGCAGGAACUGCUGGAUUUCCAGAUAUAUCAAAGUUCAUUGAAACUUGGAAACCUGGAUCUACUCAGGUCAAUUUUCCAGUGGAAAAAAGUCAAGACAGUGAAUCAUUUUAUUGUGACAUUUGUAAACAGAAAUUCACAGAAAGUUCUCUGAAAAAUCAUGAAAGCUCCAUGGUUCAUAUAUUUAACUCUAAAAAGAAAGCUAAGGAUGAUCCAUUUCUUAUUCCAUCCUCAAAUAGAGGCUACAAGAUUAUGUUAAAAAGUGGUUGGGAUGGCAGAGAAGGAUUAGGAUCAGAAGGUCAAGGACAAAGAUAUCCAGUAAAAACAAUAUUGAAAAAAGAUAGAAAGUGUCUUGGUUCUGAAAAAGAGGAAAAACCAAAAAUUACUCAUUUUAAUGCUAAUGACAAAAUGGCCAUUACAAAGAAUCCAGAGAGGAAAUUGUCAAAACGAGGCUUAAUUAAAAAAGACCAAAAACAAAAAGUGAAAAGACAAAAACAGUGGGAAAGAAAUUUAAGGACAACUAUGUCACUUGAUUUUUGACAUUUACAAAUGCAACAGCCUAUAGCCAUGAUAGCUAUAAGAUUUGAACACAUAUUUUAUGAUGUCCUCCUUUAUGCUAGAAAACAAUGAUAAAACUGAAGUGUCAUAUUUAUAAUUUUAUUUUAAGUUUUGCCCUUUCACUGCGUACUCACACAUGGUUCAUUUGUUUAGCUGUCCUGGACCAUAUUGGACUAUGUGAGCUAUUGCCAUCACUUUACAUCAGUCAGACAUUUUUAUCUUUUUGAAUCUGCUGGCCCUAAGUUUAAAUAAAACUGCUUAAAAAUUUAUUAGGAAUGAUUUAUCAAAGGUUCUCUUUAAAUGAGCCACAUUUGAUUCUUAUAUAUCAGAUAAAAACAUGAACAUCAGAGACAAUAUUUGAUUCUGUUUAGCCAUUUAGACAAAUUUUAUUCUUCGAAAUCACAUGGCAUUGUAUAUAUAUGUUCAUGAUGUUAGAGAACUGGUGAUGGAAAAAACCUAUUACUGUCAAUCCUAAUUUAAUUUUGAUCAAAGUGUUGAAAAAUAUGGUCUAUAUUUAAGUUGAAAUAUGUCUUUGAUAUUUUUUGUUGCAUCUUGGAUGAAAGUCAUGAAGGUAACACAUAAAGUGAUCUAGAAUCUCUCAUUGUCUGCAUUGUUAGUGUUAACAACAUAUUGGUGCAGCUAGUAUAAAGUGUUUUUUAACCGGAUUUUAGAAGGAAAUAUCGGUUAUUGAUUUGGGGAUGUACGGCGGGCGGCUGCCAAACAGUGUCUCUUCAAUAACAUGAAAACGUUGUGAUGAUUUUUUUUUUCAGAUAUGUUGUUUCUUGUGACUAUAUGAAGGUCAAGUUCAAUUUUCAGGAUUUUAGUAUUUCUCCUUUUUGAGUUAUCACCAUUUUUAUUAUCCAAAAGUGGUAUUUUUAAAUAUUUUUCUCUUGUUAUUACAUUAUGACUAAGCAUAUGGUAAAAAUCUUAUCUCACAAUUAUAAUUGGAGUGAUAGAUUUAUUUGAAAAUUUUCUAUUUCCUAAGUGGUGAUGAUUAUAAGCUAUAUUAUUAGACAUUUUGAAGUUAAUUACUUUACUAAUUUUUAUAUAUGUAAUGUUAGAGUACUAUUUUAAACCAAAGUUCUGUUCAAAGGGAAAGAACCCUCCAGAUUUGCAAGUAUGAUUUUCAUUAUUAAUUAGAUCUGGGAAAUAUCUUAGCAUAUGAUAAUAAUUGGAGUGACAGAUUUAUUUGAAAAUUUUCUGUUUCCUGAUAAGAUCUGUAGGACUGUAUAUAUAAAGUUUGAAAUUUACUAGUAGGACUGUAUAAAUGAAGUUUGAAAUUAACUGUUCAUUAUUAACACAUUGAAGAUAAUUACAGAUAAGUUUUAUAAGUUUUUAAGAGAUAGACAUUUUUAAGUUAAUUACAUUACUAAUAAUUAUAUAUGUAAUGUUAGAGUACUAUGUUAAACCAUAGUUCUUUUCAAAGGGAAAUAACCCUUCAAUUUGCAAGUAUGAUUUUUAUGCCCCCGCCGUAGUGGAGGGGGCAUUAAGUUUUACCCUUUUCUGUCUGUACAAUCGUACGUACGUCCGUAUUUGAAUUUUGGUGAUGUCACUUUAACCGUUCUAGAGUUAUGCCCCUUUAUAAAUGGAAAAAUUGCAAAAUUUUUAGUUUCCGUUCUCUAACUUAAGUUUGCAGCAACCAAAUGUUAUGAAACUUAUACACAAUGCUAAUUACCACAAAACACAGAUCAAGUUUGAAUUUUGGUGGGGUCACUUUAACCAUUCUCGAGUUAUACCUUUUAUAAAUGGAAAAAAAUGCAAAAUUUUUAGUUUCUGUUCUCUAACUUAAGUUGCCUCAACCAAAUGUUAUGAAACUUAUACACAAUGCUUUUUACCACAAAACACAGAUCAAGUUGAAUUUUGGUAGUGUCACUUUAAUCAUUAUCGAGGUAUGCCCCUUUAUAAAUCGAAAAAUUGCAAAAUUUUUAGUUUCCGUUCUGUAACUUAAGUUUGCCCCAACCAAACAUGAAACCUGUAUACAAUACUUAUUACCUUAAAACUCAGAUCAAGUACAAAUUUGGGUCGCGUCACUUUUUAUCGUUCUUGAGUUAUGUCCCUUUACAAUGUUGUAUGCAGGUGGGGGGGGGCAUCAUCUGUGUCCAUGCGGACACAUUCUCCAUUUUCAUUAUUAAUUUUUCUUUUCUUUGGUAAAUUGUUUGAAGAAUUUUAUGGUGUGUUUGUUAUUUUGUAAAAACUAAUUUUCUGAGUGAUAUAUAUAUAUAUAAUUGUUUUGUUGUGUCUGUUAAUUUUAAUUUUUACUUGAUCUUGUUUGGGGUUCCAGAUUUGAAAAUUCAUUAGAUAAUAAUCUAUUACUUAUAAGUUAAAAAGUUAAAAUUAAGAUAAGAUAAGUUGCAGAUCUAUAUUAGUAUGUUACAAAUGAAAGAAAAAAUAUUGGGAACUAUCAACUACAAAAAAAAUGUAUAUAUAUAAAGUUUGAUUACACUAAGUGAUAAGAUGACACACAUCUGGUAAUUGUCAAUGCACUCACCCAAUUAUAAUUGGAGUGAGAGAUUUAUUAGAAAACUAUUAAUUAUAUUUGAUUAUAAUUUAAAAAUAAAUAUAACAUCACAUCUCUUUACAUCAUAUCUAAUGUUAGAGUCUAUGGUUAAAUCAUAUUCAAUUUUAGAUUUACAUUAUUGGUUCAUGGAAAUAAAGCUUGAGUUAUUUCCAUUUGAACAGUAAUGGUUUAACUAAGAAGUAUUUCAUCAAAAAUUGAAUUCUUGGGGUUCUUUGAUAUGCUGAUUCUUGCAAUGUACUUAGAUUUUGGAUAUUGGACCAUAUUAGGUAAAUGUUCAAUUUCAAAUUUUUCAGUUCUUUGACCACAUUUAUUUUGUGUCACAAACCCAUGCUGUAUCAAAUAUUCAAUCACAAUCCAAAUUCAGAGCUGUUUUAAGCUUAAAUGUUGUGUCCAUACUUGCUCAACUGUUCAGGGUUUGACCAUUGCAGGAAAAUCUGGUUUGCUGUCUGUCUGACAGCCUCUUGUUAUUGUUGACGUUAUAAAACAUUUAUGGAAUUUUA